AUGACCGGGCCGCCGUCCUCUUCCUACCCCAGCCAGGUAUCGCCGUCAGCCGUCGAGAUUUCGCCGGAAAAUCGAAGAGAAAAGCUCGGUUUCGCCCGAAACUUCGCCGGCUUCGUUCUCCGUCGUCCGGCCGCCAUUUUUGGCGAUCAAGUUAGGGUUCGGCCGGAUUUCGGGAUGAGAUUCCGGCCACUUCCGGUCAGUUUUUGGGGUACGUCCAAGAACAAAAGUGACUCCAAAUUAGGUGUAUUACCUAGGGUAGGAGUCUUGGCUUUCGAUUUGGAAGUUUUCCGGCGAUGCGAUAUCGCUUUGGACACCCACGCGCUGCCGGCGCGUGUGGCGGCGCGUGGGCACUGUAGCUGA
This is a messenger RNA of Prunus armeniaca (apricot), 360 nucleotides long. Lineage: Eukaryota; Viridiplantae; Streptophyta; Magnoliopsida; Rosales; Rosaceae. The record is from the annotation of a GenBank genome assembly.